CUUUCCCCGUCCUGCUUCCCAGUGCCUCGGGCCUCCUGGGGUUGGUGCUGGGCGCCAAGCCAGCGGAGCCGGCGGAACCCGCUUCCCGCCUCCACGGGGCAGCGCCAGCGGCCUGGUACUUUCACCGGCAGCUCGGUGCCGACGCCCUCACCGCUCUUCCUAUCGCCGGGAGUGGCGGGCCGACCAGGGGGCGGCCGGGCUACCGUCCGCCAUUCCCGUGUCUCUGCGCCCGCGGGGGCCGCCCGAGCCGGCCACCAUGCCGCUGGGCCUGAAGCCCACCUGCAGCGUAUGCAAGACCACGUCGUCCUCCAUGUGGAAGAAGGGAGCGCAGGGGGAGAUCCUCUGCCAUCAUUGCACUGGCCGGGGCGGCGCGGGCAGCGGGGGCGCAGGCUCGGGGGCGGCUGGAGGGACUGGGGGCAGCGGCGGCGGCGGCUUCGGCGCGGCGACCUUCGCCAGCACCUCCGCCACCCCUCCGCAGAGCAACGGGGGCGGGGGCGGCAAGCAGAGUAAGCAGGAAAUUCACAGGAGGUCUGCUCGGCUCAGAAACACUAAAUACAAAUCUGCUCCGGCUGCUGAAAAGAAAGUCUCCACCAAAGGAAAAGGGAGAAGACAUAUAUUUAAAUUGAAAAAUCCCAUCAAAGCUCCUGAGUCAGUUUCCACUAUAAUCACUGCAGAAUCAAUAUUCUACAAGGGAGUAUAUUACCAAAUUGGUGAUGUUGUUUCUGUGAUUGAUGAACAAGAUGGAAAGCCCUACUACGCUCAAAUCAGAGGUUUUAUCCAGGACCAGUAUUGCGAGAAGAGUGCAGCACUGACGUGGCUCAUUCCUACCCUCUCUAGCCCCAGAGACCAAUUUGAUCCCGCCUCCUAUAUCAUAGGGCCAGAGGAAGAUCUUCCAAGGAAGAUGGAAUACUUGGAAUUUGUUUGUCAUGCACCUUCUGAGUAUUUCAAGUCACGGUCAUCACCAUUUCCCACAGUUCCCACCAGACCAGAGAAGGGCUACAUAUGGACUCAUGUUGGGCCUACUCCUGCAAUAACAAUUAAGGAAACAGUUGCCAACCAUUUGUAGUUCACAAAUUAAAACUGGGUUUCCAGGCCUGGUGUGGUGGCUCACGCCUGUAGCCCCAGCUAUUGCACCACUGCUCUCCAAGCUGGGCAAUGGAGUCAGAUUCUCUUUCUUAAAAAACCACAAAAAAACUGGAUUUCCAGUUCUCUAAUAUUCUUAGUACCACAAGAUAUGUCAUAGGUAUCUUUAAAUGAAAUUCUUAGCUGGAAAAGUGACUAAAAAGUUUUUUUCCUACUACCUAGUAAUACACAAAUCAUUGUUUAUUACUGGUCACUUAGAAAAUUAAAAGGGAUAGGGCCAGGCGCAGUGGCUUAUGCCUGUAAUUGCAGCACUUUUGGAGGCCGAGGCAGGCGGAUCACCUGAGGUCGGGAAGUGGAUCGCCUGAGGUCAGGAGUUCGAGACCAGCCUGGCCAACAUGGCAAAACCCCGUCUCUACUAAAAAUACAAAAAUUAGCCAGGUGUGGUGGCAUGUGCCUGUAAUCCCAGCUAUUUGGGAGGCUGAGGCAGGAGAAUCGCCUAAACCCAGGAGGUAGAGGUUGUAGUGAGCCAAGAUUGCACCGCUGUGCUCCAGCCUGGGCAACAGAGUGAGACUCUUGUCUCGGGAAAAAAAAAAAAAAAGCUGGGCACAGUGGCUCACGCCUUUAAUCCCAGCACUUUGGGAGGCUGAGGCAGAUGGAUCGCCUGAGGUUGGGAGUUCGAGACCAGCCUGGCCAGCAUGGUGAAACCCUGUCUCUACUAAAAAUACAAAAAUUAGCCAGGCGUGGUGGCGCACACCUGUAGUCCCAGCUACUCGGGAGGCUGAGGCAGGAGAAUUGGUUGAACCCAGGAGGUGGAGGUUGCAGUAAGCAGAGAUCGUGCCACUGCACUCCAGCCUGGGUGGACAGAACAAGACUCCGUCUCAAAAAAAACAAAAAAUUAAAAGGGAUAGAAUAUAAUGAAAUAUAUUUUGAACUUAAAUUAUAUUCUAUAUGUGUAUCUUCCUAGGCAAAAGCUGUAAUUUCCAGAGAGACCAUUAGGAACAGGUAGUAUCUAUUUUUCUCCGUUAUUUAUUUCUAGAAACUCAUAAAAUGGAUUGUAUUUUUCUAUAAGAACAAAAUAUUAAUUAAGGUAUAGAUGACUGACCAAGGGCUUAAUCAAAUAAAAUGACUAACAGCAUCUAUCAUAAAGCCACACAAGCCUUAUGUUCUCAUCUCAAAAAUGCUGUGACAGCUUUUUGGCUGCUUUAACCAUAAGAAAAAUGAUUGGUGGAUGAUUUUAUUAGCCCAGGCUUUUAAAAACUUUCAUCUAGGCCAGGCGCGGUGGCUCACGCCUGUAAUCCCGGCACUUUGGGAGGCCUGAGUGGAUGGAUCACUUGAGGUCAGGAGGUCAGGACCAGCCUGGCCAACAUGGUGAAACCCUAUCUCUACUAAAUAUACAAAAAUUAGUUGGGUGUUAUGGUGCAUGCCUGUAAUCCCAGCUACUCGGGAGGCUGAGGCAGGAGAAUUGCUUGAACUUGGGAGGUGGAGAUUGCAGUAAGCCGAGAUCGUGCCACUGCACUCCAGCCUGGGUGAUAGAGCAAGACUCUGUCUCAAAAAAGAAAAAAAAGAAAAAACUUUAAUUUAAUCCUUCUGUAGCAAACAGGCAUUCAGAACCAUUCUAUUGAUCUUAAUAAAGCUGCUCUUUACUGAUUCUAGUCAAAAAUGAGACUUCAAUCAAACCAUAAGAUUUUAUACUGCAGAUAGUCAGCUUCACCAAAGCCGCGGAGGAAACAUGUUGAGAUCAGGCUUCCCGCUUGAUAGUCUCUUGACUACCAUUAAAACGAAUAUUGGGAGGUCAUGAAAGUCAUUGGUAGGCCAUUAGCAUUGAUAUCUUUAAAACAUCUACCCUAAACCAUCUGCUAUGGACCCAUAACAAGAGGCCUGUUGUAUAUGAAAUUGUCUAGAAUUCAGGUGCAGGUCUUUGACAGUUAAGUAAGGGAGCAACACGUAAAAUGGGAGAGGAGUGGGGUGUACUCACUUGCCUCCUCUUUUGUCCUGAUUUAACCAGCAUUUUUCAACCCUGGGAAAAUUUGCAGAAUCUAAGUUGAUUGUAAUGACUUUGAGCUGCAGCAGCUUUAACUCUUACCCUUUUUCCACAUAGUUAUGGUGUUUGAGUUGGAAAGAAACAACUAUAGGUAGCUACAUGUACAUAAUUAUCUCUUUAUUCACAAAGGGUAUAGUAAAAUUGAUUGUAAAUAACUAAGUGCCAAUAUUCAAAACUUUUGGAUUAAAAUGUAUUUUUCACAGUGCA
This is a messenger RNA of Gorilla gorilla gorilla (western lowland gorilla), 3331 nucleotides long. It is a transcript of the gene GATAD1, whose product is annotated as GATA zinc finger domain containing 1. Bases 257 to 1066 code for a protein of 269 amino acids. Gene Ontology annotation, biological process: chromatin organization; regulation of DNA-templated transcription. NCBI's taxonomy places the organism in Eukaryota, Metazoa, Chordata, Mammalia, Primates, Hominidae. Gene Ontology annotation, molecular function: sequence-specific DNA binding; zinc ion binding. The transcript is spliced from 5 exons. The record is from RefSeq and is a predicted model, not a curated record. Gene Ontology annotation, cellular component: nucleus.